UCACCCCACCCCUUCUAUUCUUCUCCCUUGAAAGAGCCAGUAUCUGAAUUUUAUUCAUUUCUUGUUAUGUACUUGGGGUGUCCUUUGAAUUGUUAUUGUAGUUUAGUCCAUCUGAUAUGGCCCAUAUGAUUGUUCAGGGGAAUUUCAUGUCAUAAACUGGUAGCCAUGUCAAUUUUGUAUCAAAUAAUGUUCCUUUGCUCUGUCUUUUCUUUGAUCAGUCUUAUUGUUGCUGAUUGUGAAUCUUGCUAUAUGCAUCAAUAUAAACCUGAUAAAAAGUUUGAGCAGAAAUCGAAUCGAUUUUGGGAGUUCAAAGAAGAAUCCAACACAUGGGUGGAAGUGAAACUACCGUAUGAUCUAGUUUCUUGCAUCGAUGAUAACUGUACUAUAGUGAAUACAAUCAAGCAAAUGAACACAAAGAACGAAGAUCAGAAAGGAGAAUCUGAUGUUUCUGAUGAGAAGGAGCGAGAAGAUAAAGAGGAGAAUAAACGAGAACUAAAUGAAAGUUCUUACGCGAUUCUUCCAUUGCGAAGGAGAGUUUCUUUGACAAAAAUGUCUGAUUCAUCUGUUUGGGUUACCGGUGAAAGUGGUUCGAUUUACGAGAGAUUUUGGAAUGGACUACAGUGGGUGAUUGCACCCCAUGAUUUGCCAGUAUCAGCAGGCUAUGCAGUUUCUGUAUUCAUGGUUAAUCAUACAAUUCUUGCUCUAUCUGAGGCAGGGACUUUAUAUCAGAUGCAGCUGACAGAAGAUUCGCAGCCAAUUUGGAUUGAAUUCAUGCCGGUAUUUGAUCAGAGCCCAGUUAAAGAAACAGACCAAAGUUCAGCAGUUUUACUUGCUUCCGGAGUUACUUCGCAGGACAGAGAGACAAUGUUUCUCUGCACAAAGAAUGGAUCAUUGUUGGAACUUAAAGGGGUCGAUCCUCCGAGUUGGGAUAAUCAUGGACGACCUCCUGGUGCAAAUGUUGCAGCAAUAGUUGAUGCUGCUACAAUUAGGGCCGGAGUAUUGUUCACUGUAAGUGCUGCAGGGGAUCUUUAUGAAUAUGAUCAGACAUCAAAACCUCCAUGGAAGAAGCACAUUCGAAGAGAACAAUCGAGAGAGGAUACAUUGUUGGCUCCAUUUAGGGGAUGCAGUUUACAUGGACUAAUUGGCGCUCACUCAGUAUCUCUCUUUCUCUUAACAAAGGGAGGAGAGUUGGUCGAAAGACGGUUACACUGA
Olea europaea var. sylvestris is the source of this 1212-nucleotide messenger RNA. RefSeq lists its product as uncharacterized. The record is from RefSeq and is a predicted model, not a curated record. Lineage: Eukaryota; Viridiplantae; Streptophyta; Magnoliopsida; Lamiales; Oleaceae. The transcript is spliced from 6 exons. Bases 166 to 1212 code for a protein of 348 amino acids.